CUCCCGCCCGCGCCCGCCGCAGCGCCGCUCCCUGCAGCCGCCCGGCGGGGUGUGGGGGAGGCGGCCGCUCGCUCCCGCCCGCCCGCCCGCCGCCGCCCCGCAGGCCGCCCCGAUCCCCUCAGAAAAUGAUGCACCCUGUUGCCAGCAGUAAUCCAGCUUUCUGUGGGACCGGCAAGAGUUCUUGCCUUAACGAAGACAAUGUGAGAUCUGCCGAUCAGUUUGACUUGUAUGCCACGCAGCAAAGUAAAUACAGCCACGCAGUCAGCCACAAACCCAUUGCAUGCCAGAGACAAGAUGCGUUGAAUGAGUCGCACUUGCAGACCACAAGUGGCAGGAGUAUAGAGACAAAAGAUGAACUAAAGAAAAAGAAAAACCUCAACCGAUCUGGGAAACGUGGAAGGCCAUCAGGGACCACAAAAUCAGCAGGGUACCGAACCAGCACAGGUCGACCCCUCGGGACCACCAAAGCAGCUGGAUUUAAGACAAGUCCAGGCAGACCCUUGGGUACAACUAAAGCAGCAGGAUACAAAGUCAGCCCAGGCAGACCUCCAGGUAGCAUUAAAGCUCUAUCACGGCUUGCAAAUCUAAGUUAUACUUGUGGCAGUGCAGCUUUUCCUUAUCCUAUGGUGCAUAACAGAGGAGUACAUGCUGCUGGGGAGACUAGCAGCAAAAUCAAACAGCCUAAUGAAUGAAAGGAGGGAAUUAGGAACUCCUUACUAAUCCGCUUUACUCUGAAUUUUGGCAUGUUUCUUGCAUUUGGUUGUAGUGUUUGCCUGAGUUUCUAGCUUUUAUUUUUGUUCGGAUAAUGCCAUAGCCUGCGGGUGCAAUUCAGUAACUAAAAGUAAUGUUGAGAAGGCCCUGGCUUAAAGGGGGGUUUGUGGGUUUUAAAUGAUCAUUUCUAAGAAAGUCUGAAGUGAUGCAUUAUGACUUGGUGUCAAUACUUAAGUAAUGUCGUGUCCCUAGUUUUACAUUUAAUUUCUGGAAAAUCUAGUUGUGUGGUUAUGCAUUAAAUAAGUGAAAUAAGGAGGACAGAAUUAGCUCGCUCUUGGGUCAUGAUGUGGCCUAUCCCACAACAGGGAGCUUAGCCAGAUGAGUUCUUACUUGAUAACCUGAUGAAGAAAGCAGCAUGCUGCAUUUUCCACUUGUGCAGGAGCUUCUACAGACCUCAAAUAGACACUUAAAAACUUAAACAAACAAAACCCCAACCUGUUUUUAAAGUGCUCAGUUCAGGUGGCUUUUGUUUUUGGAGCUGCAGGAAACUGAGCAUUUGUACAGGACAUUCACAGAGCCUUAUUAAUACAAGCUCGUUUGCCUUUAGGUGAUAGCUGUUCCUUUAGUUCUGCUGGUACAGGAUUCUGCUGUGUCGUUUUGAAAUGCCUAAUAGUACCUAUACCAAACCACAGAUAAUCCUUUGAAAACUGAAGUAUUUUCUAAGACAUUAAGUACUGUUCAUUCUAGUUACACACUUGAUCAAUAUUAAACAGUAUGUUCUUAAAUCUGUAAAUAGCUAUUUACACUGGGUUUUGCCUUUAAAAUCUGUGCUUAGGUGGCAACAGUUUAAUAGCUUUUAAAAUAUUAACCUAUAAUGUUUACAAAUACAAACACUGACAAAAGUGUUUUUAAAUAGACACUGUUGCCAAGUUUUCAUACUUCUUUUCGCCAGAUAUUCCUGGAAAUACAGUUAUUUUGUUGUUUGUCACUUCUGUUUAAGUUAUGGAAGCUUAUAUAUCUACCAAAGGACACCAUUUUCAUGAUUUAUAAAAGCAGACUCUAUAGCUGAUGCAAACAGGAUGUAGUUUACUGCCCUGCUAGACCCCAGUUAGAAAGUAAUCCAUCUAUGCAUGCAAGCUGAAAAAAGUUGUUCUGCGUUAGCUAUAAAUAACCUUUCUUGUCUCAAACUAAACCCUUCCCUCCAUCCAAAAGAAAUGUUCCAUUUUUCAACUGGGUGCAUUUGAUUUUUAAGUGUGAGAGAGUGUGUGUGUAUAUAUGUGUGUGUGUGUGUGUGUGUGUAAAAUACUCUCCUUUAGACAUCAGAAAAUCACUCCUCAAUGUUGCAGCUUGUUUGUGCUACAUUUAUUUUACUGGAAUUAAAGCUUUUCCUUUCUUUCUUCCAUCAGGAAGAAAGGUUACAUUUAAGUUGUUUCCAUACAUAAUAUGCUAUUAUUUGUAGCUUAAAAUAUCUGGGGAGGGGGAAUAUAUAUAUAUAAAGACAUUGCAGAUUUGGGGGAGCAUAAAAGUUUGGGUGAAUUGAGCCUGUGCUGAAUGAUGCUGGUAUUUUUUGUUAACAUAAAUGCUAUUCUGGCCUGCUGUCAUUUUGAUGAGACCUCUUGCUUUCAGUGAUGACAACUUACGAAACAGAUGUCAUGUUUCAUACCUUUUUUGUCAGGAAAAAAGCAGCAAGCCUUCAGGUGUUCCAGUGAUGCCUAACACAUAUUGAGCUGGACUUUAUGCUGUACUUUACAAUAGGUGUGUUGAAUUGUUUUGGGGGAACUGUGUAUGCACUGGCAACUAAGACAAUGAACCUCAACUGUACUGGAUGGCUCCUUAGGCGAUAGAGGAACUAAUGGCAGCUAAACUGCUACUAAAAGGUAGAGUUUCUUCAUGCUGAAACUAUGAAAUCCAGUUAUACGUUCUGUUCCUCACCAAACUCUGAAGUCUGAAACUUAGCAGUCUUUCUCAGAACACUGUAACUUCUGACACAUGCAAAAUGUUAACGUGAGUUAACCCUCAGGAUCUGUGUUGUAUUGGCUGGUUUUAAUCAGAUGAUUUUUCCCCAAAAGACUGCUCUAAGUUCUUUGCUGAGCUCAGCUGGGAAAGCAGUUCCUCUUCAGCUGAAUGUAAUAACGCAGGAGCAUCCCACCUCACUGGCAAGGAGCGCGUUGCAUGUCAGCACUGUACCUUGGAGAAAUUCCACUUCUUACCUCCUCCUGUUGAUCCUGUUGCUCCUGUUUGUUUCUCACUCGUGCAUCUCCUCAGUGGUGCUGUGCUGUGUGUCAGGAGAUAACGCCGAUGUAUUGCUGUUCUGCUGGUAUAAUGAAUUCUGUAUUUGAGUAUGCUGAUGAAAUAAUGAAAUCAGCUAAGCAAUUCCUGUUCAUUACAGUGUUUAUUAAUUACAUCAGAUGGAAUAUAAUCCCAGUAAAAAGCAAUUAAUGUUGUCAAUCGUGGAAUGAUGAGCAUAAAGUAGAAAAGUGUUCAGAGAUACUGUAAUGGGCUCCUUGGCACUCUGGAUUUAGCCAGGAGACCCAGAAGGGCACUGCUGGGCAUUUCCAAAUUCCAGUUGAUUUUCUGUCUGGCUAUAGCUUCCUGGUGCCAUGCAGCGAGGAGAAGGAAAAUGAAGUUACAGAGGUUCAAAGUGAACCAGAAAUGGAAUUUUCAAAUACUUCUGCUUUUCCUAUGUAUAAUCUGCAGAAUACAUUGUGCUUUUUUCAACACUUUUCUUUCCAUGAGAAACACUGAAACAGCAUGUUAAUGCCUAAACUUUAUUAGUACCAAUGGGAAAACUGGCCUUUUCCCCCCAUAGGAUGAAAACAUUACUUGUAAGGUUAAAUUGCUUAUUUUAUAUUAUCUCUCAUAAUUCAGCUAUUGGUAAGCUAGGAUCACUGUUGUGUGUUAACACUGUUCAGAAGAUCUCCAUGUCAAGUUUGGGUUUUAAGAACUCCUUUUAAUUAUCAAGUUUUUAACGUCUUAUUUAUACAUCAAUGAAAUGUAUUAGCUUGCUAUUAUUCCUUCAUGAUGCUAUAAGAGUUCACUGUUUAAUAUACAUAUAGUAACUACUAUUCAGUUUCUGAUUAAAUUUACUUAAACUUUAAAACCAAAUAAUUUUGCUACUAUAAAGUCUUGCACUGGACAUAUUCAAGAUGCUCGCACCGUAUUUUGGCAGAAGAAAAAUGAGACACCAUCAGAAGUGCUGACUGAUAGCAAAGAUAGUAUCUUUAAAGUCGGCAGUUAGCUUUGUCAUUGAGGCAAUGUUCUUGUAUCUUGGAUUUAGUUGAAAUGAAUCGAAAGGGGGGUUGGAACUCAAUGAUCUUAAAGUCAUUUCCAACCCGAACCAUUCUAUGUAUCAAGAGCCAUUAAAGAUCUCUGUUCUGAAUGAAAGAUCCUUGAGUUCAGUCAGGACAAACCCAAGCCUUGUAAGCGAAAAGCAAUGUGUCUGUGAAAAGAAUUACUUGGAACUACAAUACGCAGAGUAAUUCAGAUGAGAAUUGAACUCCCUCCCCCACGUUUGAAGAGCUUUAAAAGGCAGAGCAAUGUGAAGUCAUUUGUCUGAUGGUUUCAUUAGCUGUGACUCUGCUGUCUUUGUUAUAUGUAUAAUAAUGUUUCACGCUUAAGAGUUGACAGUUAAAACAGCUGAUAACAAUCAUAAAUACUUUAAACUGCAGACUUCAUUUCUGACCACAAAAAAAAAGUUUAUUCUUCUCUAUUUUAAUGCAUAUAUUUUAACACUGCUUAAAUAUAUUUAUGACGUUAGUAGAGAUUAGACCUUUCUCCUUGUGAUUUUUUUUUUUUCUUCCCAAAUAGAAACACCUGUAUUCUAAAAUUUGAACCACUUUCUGAUACUUUAAUCUUUCAUCAUUUGCUUUUCCACAGGUUUACUUUGGGGGAAGCAGUAAUCAAAUAACUAGUAUUGGCACCCCAUCCUCUGCUGUAAAAAGCCUGAUUAGAUACUGUGUAUGUUUUUAUGUCCAUGAACUUGAGCUACUCGUGUGCAAUUAUGUGUAUGGGAAUGGAGUAGUGUUCAUGAUCUGUAUUUACAUCAUCAUAUGGAUGUAUAUUUAUUAAUAAAGUUAAUACUUUAAAACCUAA
Messenger RNA from Pezoporus flaviventris, 4803 nucleotides. It is a transcript of the gene CUNH5orf24, whose product is annotated as chromosome unknown C5orf24 homolog. The transcript has 2 exons. The record is from RefSeq and is a predicted model, not a curated record. Lineage: Eukaryota; Metazoa; Chordata; Aves; Psittaciformes; Psittacidae. The coding region runs from base 126 to 692 and encodes 188 amino acids.